UGGGCCCCCUGGCCGAUGGGCCGGCAGGGGAGGAGUUAACUCCGGAGGUGCCGGCUCCACUCACUGUACCUGCUGCCGCCGCCGCUGCCGGUGGGAGGGAGAAAGGGAGGGACGAGGAGAGAGGGAGCCGGCGGGGCGGCGGGAGCGCUCCAGUCUGGGCCCGCGCUAUAGCCCGGAGCAGAACCGGAGGGCUCCAGGAGGAGUGGGCAGACAGUGAGGGGGGCACCUACGCCAGGGGGCGCGCCAGCCCUAAGGGGUGGGCUGCCGGGCUAGGGACGGGUUUCACCUCGAAUUAGGGCUGCGAAAAAGAGGGGCUACGAGACAGUCCCUCGCACAUCUGGAAGAACAGGGGGGCCCAAGGGCGGCGGCGCCACUGGAGCCGAAAGGCGCGCAGGACGCACAUCUGGACCCAAGGAGCGGUCGCGCGGCUGGAUCCAGAAACGAGCUCGGAACGCACAGCUGGGACUUAGGGAUGGUGGUGGUGGUGGUGGUGGGCUAACACCUCGAACAGCUGCAAGAGAGGGAGAGGACGGCCACACAGCUGGACUAAAGCAGGGGGCGGGGUCCAUCGCAGACAGCUGGAAGUGGGAGGGGCGCUCCCCGCAGGGAGCCGGAGAAUGGAACAGUGAACCUAAAAGAGAGGGGCAGGUGAAGGGGGCAGGGUGGUACCCCAAGAGACAGAGGGAAGGAAAAUGCAACUCACUCGCUGCUGCUUCGUGUUCCUGGUGCAGGGCAGCCUUUAUCUGGUCAUCUGCGGCCAAGAUGAAUCCCCCCAUGGCUCUGAUGACCCUGAACGUGAUGAUGCUGAGGGACAACCUCGGUCCCGUGUGCCUCGGAAACGGGGACAUCUUUCCCCCAAGUCCCGUCAGAUUACCAGCUCCACACUCCUUGGGUUGCUGGCCCCACCAGGAGAGUCAUGGGGGGAUCCAGGACAGCCCCCUGCCCAUUCCCACCAUAGUGCUGCGUCUCCUGCCAAGCUGAAGAAAAUCUUUGGUUGGGGCGACUUCUAUUCCAACAUCAAGACAGUGGCACUGAAUCUCCUGGUCACAGGGAAGAUUGUGGACCAUGGCAACGGUACCUUCAGUGUCCACUUCCAGCACAAUGCCACUGGCCAAGGGAACAUCUCGGUCAGCUUAGUGCCCCCCAGCAAGGCUGUGGAGUUCCACCAAGAGCAGCAGAUAUUCAUUGAAGCCAAAGCAUCCAAGAGCUUCAAUUGCCGGGUGGAAUGGGAGAAGGUGGAUCGGGGCCGGCGGACCUCACUCUGCACUCAUGACCCUGCCAAAACCUGCUCCCGGGACCACACACAAAGCUCAGCUACCUGGAACUGCUCCAAACCCUUCAAGGUCAUCUGUAUCUAUAUCGCCUUCUACAGCACAGACUAUCGGCUGGUCCAGAAGGUGUGCCCAGAUUACAACUACCAUAGUGAUGCUCCCUACUAUCCUUCUGGGUGAUGCCCUGGGUGGGUAGAGGGGAGGACCUUCAGGUACCUUCCCUCCCUCCAUCAGGGGCUGAAGGGGAUCUUACUGCCAAAAAAAGUGGAGACCUGGGGGGGGGGGGGAAGGGGUAGGAAAGAGACUGAUUUCUCAGCAGGAAGGGAUAGUGGAAGAGAAUUGUGGGGAAUGAUCAGAAUAAAAGCUUUGGAGUGGGAAGUAUUGAAUAACCUUGAAUAUGUGAAAUGGAAAAGGGAUGGAUUCUAGUUAACAGCCUUAUAGAAGACUAUGGCUUAUGGGUAAACAUUGAGUUUCAGAAUCUGGGAGGAGUAGGUUAUUGAAGCCUCUGGUAAAGGUCUAAAGUCAAAUAUCUAGGGAUCAAGUGAUGUAGAGGCACCUAGAAUCAUAGUUCCUUGGCCAAUGUACUCAAGAAGAGACAGACAUGAGAUAGUGGGUAUCUUCAGAGAAAAUGCAACAUUGGAAAGGCUCAGGGAAGUUUAGAGUUAAGAAGGGUUAUUUCCAACAAGCCUGUGGAAACACUCAUAAUUUGGCUUAGAAAAAAUACCUAUUCUAGUGGUUGAGUGGUCAGCAUGGUUUUUGAAUGUCAGUAGAGUGAAGUAGGAGAGAUAACCCAUUAAUCAUAGAGAUCUUGGUUAAUGGAGCACCCACCCCACUCCCACACACACACCCCUCAUCUUCAAGAUCCACUCUCCCCAACUAAAAAGGAUCCUUAAGGAAAUCCUACUUCCCAUUCUCAGACAAUGUUGGGAGGUAUACUCUGAUGGGAUAAGAUUUGCUGGGGUGUGGGGUCUUCUAACCCCAGCAAAAGAUUCACUAGGCACAGAUGGAAAGACAUUCAUUGUACUAUUGAUGUCUCCUCUUCUGCCCCCAAUCCCUCCUGAGUUCUAUCCUCCUGUGCUGGGUAUGUUUCCCCAAAGGAGUAAGUUUAGGAGGGGAUCCAAAACACCAGAGUCCCCUCUGCAAUCUCUGCUUCCUCCUCUUCAGAUGGCUCUAAGGGGUUGCCAGUGACUUGGGAAGAAGCAAGGCUGAAUGAGACAGAGGGCACUGGGUCUCUGUUUCAUAUGUUCUGUAGAGUCUGUAAUGGGGGGAGGGGGAGGGUUAUGGUGGGAGGAAAGGGAGGGAAAGGGGAUGUCUUGUAAAAUUAUCUUGAAUGUUGAUUUCUGUUUGCAGAAUCAUGUUUUUGGAACAGAGAAUAAAGCAUUCCCAGGACUUGGGAAUCUUAGUUGUCUAAAUGAAA
Messenger RNA from Sarcophilus harrisii (Tasmanian devil), 2688 nucleotides. RefSeq names its product neurexophilin 3 (gene NXPH3). The record is from RefSeq and is a predicted model, not a curated record. The transcript has 2 exons. Gene Ontology annotation, molecular function: signaling receptor binding. The coding region runs from base 693 to 1451 and encodes 252 amino acids. NCBI's taxonomy places the organism in Eukaryota, Metazoa, Chordata, Mammalia, Dasyuromorphia, Dasyuridae.